UACGGCGAGGAAGGUUACUGGUGGAUGUACGGCGACUGCCUUCUAUCGGCAUGGAGAAUCUCACCACAUACAACAUACAAGUCAUGGGCAUGCUGACUGAGUCACGAGAGUGACUGCGAGAGCGCCUGCCUGUGCAUUCUGCCGACAACACGCGUGCGGUGUAGACCCGUUUUGAAUGAUCUUCCGAUUCCGGCUCGGAGAUGAAGUAGUAGUCCAGCUGCGUCAGAACAGCAUCGUGUGAAGCCUAUUUUUAGUGGUUCAUUCAUAAGAACAAGUAGUGAAUUUGGCUAGUGACGACAUUAGUGUCCUAUUUUGGCUGCAGACUAUUUUAAGUGCAGUGAAUAGCAGUGCCAACCGCCCGAUAGACAUACUGCAUAAACGUGGAUGACGUGUUGAGGCCGUAGGAAAAGCGUGUCGGGUGCGGUUACACAAAGAGAAAAGUGCGUGCGGCGGAGAGGAAACUAAUCGAUAUUUUUCUAUCUCGGAACGAUGGGAUACGACGAGGUUUUAACACAUUUGGGAGGAUUUGGUCGGUACCAAAAGAAGAUCUACGUACUGCUAUGCCUGCCGGCAAUUACUUGCGCAUUCCACAAGUUGGCCGGAGUGUUCCUGUUAGCUACACCAGACUACCGGUGCAAGCUUCCGUUUGAGGGCGAUAAUGUCACCUACGAGCUGCCACCGGAUUUGCUGACGAUGGCAUACCCUAUGGAUUCAUUUACAAAAAAGUACUCCACCUGUACAUACUUGGACGUUAAUUAUACAGAGAGUUAUUUGAAUGGAGGUACGCCUGCGAAAGAAGCUGUCAGCUGUAACCACUGGAUUUACGACCGGUCGAAAUUUGAAAGCAGCACCGUGACUGAAUGGGAUAUGGUUUGCGACCGGAACUGGCUGCGAGCGUCAGCAGAUUCUCUAUUCAUGGUUGGAGUUAUGUUGGGCAGCAUUGUGUUCGGAUAUUUAUCGGAUAAAUAUGGAAGAAAACCGAUAUUCUUUACCUCUUUGGUGACGCAAGUGAUUUUCGGUGUACUGGCAGGAUUAGCUCCGGAAUUUUUCACCUACACGAUUGCUCGUAUCUUGGUUGGAGCUACAACCUCUGGUGUAUUUCUGGUGGCCUAUGUUAUCGCUAUGGAGAUGGUUGGCCCCAAUGAUCGUCUAUAUGCAGGAGUUGUGUGCAUGAUGUUCUUCUCUGUUGGUUACAUGUUAACCGCGGCCUUCGCUUAUUAUAUUCACGACUGGCGCACACUGCAGAUUGCUCUAACGCUGCCGGGAAUUUUAUUUCUUUCCUACUGGUGGUUUAUUCCGGAGUCUUCACGUUGGCUAAUAUCGAACAACCGCCCAGCGGAAGCUAUUACACUUAUUCAGAAGGUUGCGAAAUCCAACAAAGUUACUGUUCCUGCAGAUGUUUUGGACAAACUUGUGGAAGAAGACAAAGUCGCCUUAGAAACCGACAAGAAUGAGCCCAAACCUUCGCUGCUAGAUAUCUUCAAGUAUCCAAAUCUUCGCCGAAAAGCUCUGCUGAUCUUUUUUGAUUGGUUCGUUAACAGUGGAACCUAUUACGGUCUAUCUUGGAAUACCAGCAACUUAGGAGGAAACCCGCUAUUGAAUUUUGUCAUCAGUGGGGCUGUGGAAAUUCCGGCUUAUUCUUUCCUGCUACUAACUUUGAACCGAUGGGGAAGACGUACUAUCUUAUGCGGCUGCAUGAUUUUUGCUGGGACCAUGUUACUUUCAACUAUGUUCAUUCCGGACAAUCUGUCCUGGCUGAUUGUGGUUAUGGCCAUGCUUGGAAAACUUGCUAUCACGUCCAGUUAUGGCACGGUGUACGUAUUCUCGGCCGAACAGUUCCCAACGGUCAUCAGAAAUGUUGCCCUCGGAGCAGCCUCUACAUCAGCCCGUAUGGGUGGAAUUUUAGCCCCGUACUUCAAUCUUCUAGGCGACUACUGGCAGCCGCUUCCGUUGCUCAUAUUUGGAGCUAUGUCAUUCGCCGGAGGACUGCUAUCACUGAUGCUACCGGAGACGCAUAAUCAAAAACUACCGGAAACCAUUGCCGACGGAGAGAAUUUCGGUAAGGUGAAAACAGUGCCGGGUGAGUCCAACCGGGACGUGGAGAAAAUGCCGGAAGAGUUACAAAGCUUGAAUGCCGCUGUAUCGUCCAAUCGGGAAGCUGCGAAUGGCGCAGUGUUGGCCUCCAGUGAACAGGAAAAGCCAGCCGCUGUUGCUACUGUUGCUAACGGCAGCGAUGAAAAACAUUGAACGUGUAAGAAUCACUGAGCACGUGUAGGCAUUUAGUACUUUCCUAAUAAGUAUUCGUUAUAUUUAGGUUACUACUAGGGUAAACAAUAGGCCGAUAACUUACUGUAAAUGUGAGUAUUAGUGAGAGAUUCAGUUGAGAAAAAUAGAGUAAAGCUUAUCAAUCAAAUCGCAUCGAUUUCUAUGGGUUCCGCUUGUCUGAGGUGUAAUUGCUAUGUGUUUUCUGUUUGUGAGUUUUCUGUUUCUCGUACAAUUGGCAGUUGAGUAUCGUAUGAUUUUUCGUUCCUUGCUUUCGUCUAAUUUCAUCAUCAGAUGCUUCCUCACAAGUGACGCGCCGGUAGUAAAGAAAAAGGGGAAAUGGAAUAAUAGUUCAGUCGUUUACCUUUGCUUCUCCAUCCUACUGAUUGCUUUUUUUCGCACCUGAACGAACCAGUUUCGCAAUUUUCGUCGGUUAAUUUCAACCUUUUAGAUACGUGGAGUAGCAUAAUUUUUAAACCUUCCAGAGGAAAAUUGUUUUCGUUCAUCGAAAGUAGGAGUGUGCAUUCCUAACCAUACGAUAUUUAAAUGAUGGUUUGAAUUAGUGAUUGAAAAGAUGUUUGAAACACUCAGCUCAACUUUUCUCAUUACAAUAUAUUUAAAACUUCUCAUAAGACUGAGAUGAAAUCCUUUGUUUUAUUAUUCAAAGAUUCAAACCAUUUUUACUAGUAACAUUAAAAAAGUAUCCAAUGAACUUCAUGAGACAAGUCCGAGUUGAACAUACGAAAUAGCUUUUAAAUUGUCGGAUGAAAUUCGACAGAAUUAUACAAAGAAACGAUGGAACGUGGGAGCAAAAAAACGAAAUAAUUUAUGUACUGGUGAAUUCCACAUACAUCAUAAUUAGACGACAAGCGAUUCCCGAAAAUUCAACCACCUGUGGAGCAUGAAACCACUCGAAGUACUUAUCAUUCUCGCUUGCACAAUUUUCGCAAAUAUCUACCGUAGCAAAGAGUUUUUUCGGUCGAUGUUUACAUCCCGGUUUAGUUAUAAAGAUCAAACAUGGUAGAAGAAUAAAUAUGUUUUAAGUCUACUAUUGCUCUAUUUAUUACAAUUGAUAAUUAUCAUAGUGAUGACAAACACUGUUUUAUUAUCAAUAUUCUAACCCAGAAAAAUUUCUCGAUAAAUUUUUAGAUGUUGCUCAUGUUCUUUAAUUUGCCACUUACAUGAGCAGUAGAUCCACAAUUCGUCAACUCUUACGAUCUCAUAGUCUUUUUAUGAACCACCGCACUGAAAUUUUUUCAACUAUUCCCGAUACUACGCAGGCAAUCAAUAAGCAUUACCAUUGCCAUUCAAAUGCAAGCCAAUAAGCAUUUAAGUCGCCUUAAAUGCUGCUUAAAAACUACUUUGGCAAAAUAUACGGCUACCUUACUGCUAAUCCUCUUAUAGUGCUGACAAUGCUUAUUUACAGCCGAUUACCGACAAGAAUUUGAAUAAAAUUUUGGAUGCCGAUUUAAAACAGCUAUGGCAAUGAACAGCAACGUGCAAUAUAAAAUUCCAAAUACGCCAAUAAACGAUUGAUUUAGUGCUUACGUUAAUACUUAUUGGUUACCUGGGUAGCCUUUCGGUUAUUUGUCAAUAUGGCAUCCAACUCCAGAUGAAUUUUUUGACGGCUAAAUGUAUUUGCCUGGCAUCGACAGUCCAACUCCUUCAAAAUUAAAAUAUUUGCGCCAUAUAAUUCGAAAACGGCACAACCUAACGUGAAGUGGAAUUACGAAAUAAUAGCUGAAAUAUCAUGCUUAUGAAAUAACAUUACUCAAAGUUCAUCUGUGCGCUCGGCCACAAACGGAUUUUUGAAAGAUUUCCUACGUUUCAAACUUAACAGUUGGCAGUUGGCUGAAUAGAAAGGGCUAAGAUUUUGGUAAUUAAACUGUGCCUAGUCUCUUGUGAGUGUUUUUAGUUCUCAUCUUAAUGGAAUGCUGAAAUCGUAAGAUAAAUUAAAUGAACAGAGUAAAAUGGAAGUUAAAAAGUUUGUUGGUCAUGUUAAUGCUUGUUUUCUGCUCUGUCGAAUACGGGUAUAGUGGUUUAAACCAGCAUGUAACUACCGAACUAAAUAUAAACUUGGCUGUCAUCGUCUACCUACCAUCAUAAGCCGCUGUGUAAUUAAAUUUGAUUGUCAGCAAUCCCGUAUGUUGCGCACAAUUAUGCGCUGUAACGAAAGUUGCAUCCCACAAAGUGAAACACGGUUUUACAUGUGCUUUAACCCAAGCAUUACGAGCUCAAAGCCAGCUUUAAAUGCUGUUCAAUUUUCAGUAAUUAAAGAUAUCAUUUAUCGGUCGUACGAUAAAAGCGGAAAAUAUUAAAAUACUGAAUAUAAAUCACUUAACGGUCGCCAAUCAUAAUUUAAACGUAUACCGUCUAGAAAUCCAGAAUUGAUUGUUCUGCGCCUUAAAUUGGUGUCCACCAGUUGAUCAUACAUUCCAAUUAACGCUGAAGUUGUUUUUAUUUUCUUCCGCCGCUGUCGGUGCAGUUAGUAAUCAAAACACGCCUUAUUGUCAACAAAAGGUUGCAAUAAAAAAAAACACUCGACCGAUACUAACUAACCUGCGAAGCUUGCUGCUCCUGCUUUUCGUCAGGGGCGAAGCUUAUUUGAUUGUGUAAGCUGGAGUUUGGUAUUUGAUGGUUACACCCAAUCCUAGAGUUGAUUGAAGAGACCGUGUGAAAAAAUCACACUUUCGCGCUCAAAUAACACGUCUUGCUAAUUUUGCUUACUUGUUAUAACGUCGUGAGGUCAACAUCCUCGAGCUAACACACUUAAUGGCCAGCGAUGUACUUACGUAUUGAUUGAUCAUUAUCUUAUCACAUAGUAAUAGAAACCGAUAAAUAACAAAAUUGCACUCUAAUGGUUUAUGGUCUUCACCGUUUUAAGAAUAUGUUUUAAAUUCACUAUAAUAUCAAUAACAAUAUGACAUGAAGCAUUCUCAACUGAAUUCAGGUAGUAAAAAAGUGUCAAACAAUUGUAGUUAGGUUAGUAGUAUUAAAAUUAUGCGUUCUCAUCAUCAACAGUAAAUAUGUGGUUCAAAAAUCAAUUACUGAUAAGAUAGGAACUGAUUUUCUUGCUCUGGCCUCUUUAUAUAGGUAUCGUGAUAGGACGUUAAGAUGACCAAAUACACAACAAACUAAACUAAACGACAAACAUUGUUCAGAAGAUAAAUAUUAUCGCGACAAAUACAGCGACAUAGAUCGAGAUGCAGGUUAAAAACUAUGUUUAGUUGUAUUCGAGUUAUUUUAAUCCGGGUUUAAAUUGAAUUUCAAAUACUAACAUCCUUUCCGUGAAAACAACAGAGGUUUUGAAGAAUAAGCUCGAAUGGGUUACGUGGUUAAACACCGGGUCUGUCGACCUUUGAUAUGAUUAACUUCUGUAUUAUGGAAUAUUCAAAAAAUCUAAGGAACAUACCUCUACAAUAGAUAGAUAGUAAAAUUAGCACAAAUAUUCGAAUCUGCUAUAGUUUUCUGUCAACUGAUGUACUUUUUGAUAAUUGACAUGUAUAUUUCACUUUAUUAUUUGAAACAAUAUACAAUACAUAUGUGAACAUUUCAAGAAAUAUUAUAAUUAAAGCAUACCCGUCGAUCACGCACUAUGU
This is a messenger RNA of Sabethes cyaneus, 5861 nucleotides long. Its product is annotated as organic cation transporter protein-like. The record is from RefSeq and is a predicted model, not a curated record. Gene Ontology annotation, biological process: transmembrane transport. Gene Ontology annotation, molecular function: transmembrane transporter activity. Gene Ontology annotation, cellular component: membrane. The transcript has a single exon. NCBI's taxonomy places the organism in Eukaryota, Metazoa, Arthropoda, Insecta, Diptera, Culicidae. The coding region runs from base 490 to 2247 and encodes 585 amino acids.